Messenger RNA from Solanum dulcamara, 1707 nucleotides. RefSeq names its product ethylene-responsive transcription factor CRF1-like. The coding region runs from base 446 to 1489 and encodes 347 amino acids. Lineage: Eukaryota; Viridiplantae; Streptophyta; Magnoliopsida; Solanales; Solanaceae. The transcript has a single exon. Gene Ontology annotation, biological process: regulation of DNA-templated transcription. The record is from RefSeq and is a predicted model, not a curated record. Gene Ontology annotation, molecular function: DNA binding; DNA-binding transcription factor activity.
UCAGAAAUUUUACUUCUUAUAGCAAAGUGAUUGAUUCUCCAAAGUUUAUUCUUUUCUUUUUUGUUUCCCCUUUUACACAGUUCUGUGUGUCUCUGUUUUCUUCUGAAACUUUUUUCUGUGUAUUUCCUGCUUCUGGUGUUUCAGAACUGACGUAACCCAUAUUUUUUUUUUGAUAUUCUUAUCCUAGAAAAAAGAUUUUGAAGAUCCUAAUCUUCUUUUUUCUGCUACUUUUUUGGGUUUAAAAGGGGAGGUUUCCAACACAAUCAGUUCUUGAGGAUUUUUGUUUUUAAGCUUUUCAUACCAAAAACUGUUACAAAAGCUUGUGCCUUAAAGACCCUCUUCUCUCUUUAGUCUUCUUUAUUCGAAGAAUCUUUUUUCCCUUUUCUACUUCACGCCCUCUCUCACACUUUCGCUUUCAAUGCGAAUCUGAGAAAAUCACAUAAAAAUGGACCAACAAACCAUGUUUUCUAGUGGUGUUAAGUAUACUGAACACAGAAAGCAAAUCACUAUGGUUAGACCAUCAGCUCCGGCGAGUUUUACUGGCCGGAGGAGGAGCUCAGAGAUGAAUGCCAGCGGUCCUAGAGUUGUACGGAUUACUGUUACUGAUGCUGAUGCUACUGACUCUUCAAGUGAUGAAGGAGAACAGGGGUUUUAUGGCCGUCAAAGAGUGAGAAAAUUUGUGAACGAAGUUAGGAUAGAGCAGAGUAGCAACUGUAAUGGAAGUGUUAAUGGGGUUCUGAGAAAUGUGUCGUCGUCGUCGGAAACUGUUGCCGCCGCCGCUCCACCAAAGAGGCGGAAGAAGAAUGCCGGAGCAACGACGGCGGCGAGUAAGCUGAAAGUGAACAAUGUUAAAAAGUUUCGCGGCGUACGGCAACGGCCAUGGGGCAAAUGGGCGGCAGAAAUCAGAGAUCCACUGAGACGUGUACGAUUAUGGCUAGGCACUUACGAUACUGCUGAAGAAGCUGCUAUGGUGUAUGACCACGCGGCCAUUCAGCUACGUGGACCUGACGCGCUCACAAACUUCGCCACUUCUCCGGCGACUGCGAAGACUAGCUGCUCCGGCUACAACUCCGGCGAGGAAUCUCACAACGAUCAACGCUCACCGAAGUCAGUUCUCCGUUGUGCUUCAACUUCAUUUGAUGAGUCUCAGAAUAACGAAGAAGCUGAAGCUGAGUCAUUACCAAUUUUACCCUCCGAGGAGUCCGUUAAGAAGAACUCGGAUUUCAGGGACGGUAAUGACAUUUCCAUGUCGGAAAACUUCUGCGACUUUCCACCAUUUGAGAGUUUCUUCACCGAUGAUUUGUUUCAGUUCGAAAACCCGGUUACUCUAUCCGACUUGUUUGAACCGACUACUUUACCCGACUGCAGUAACAUAUUAUUCGGGUCAAGUACUACUGACUUCGGUUUCGGAUCUUCAUCCUGGCCAGAGGAGGAUUACUUUCAGGAUUUCGGAGAUGUAUUCGGGUCUGACCCGCUUGUGGCUCUUUGAUUAUCGGCUAUUUCCAUUGGCAGUUUAAUCGGCGAUCAGUGAAUGGUUUAAUAUCGUAUUAUUAUUUUGUUUAUUUUUUUAAGUUUCGUUUUUAGUUUAUCAGUUUUGUCUAAAUUCGUUUAUUAAUGUGAGUGAUUAAUGAGUAAUUAGUAAUUAGUAGUAUUAAUAUGUAACAGCUCCGUCACAUUAACGGUGAUGAUGGAUGAGAUUUUGCGGUA